AUGGAUGGGCAAGCUGACAAUGUGGAGGAUGAUGAUCUGCAGCCACAUAACAAAUACCUUAGUCUUGUAGAGAAGAGGCAAAAUGUUAUGAAGCAGAGAAAAAUAGAUGUUGUUAGCUCAAAGAAACAGAAGGUGGCUGAGCACUCAUAUGAAGCCACAAAUCUGGACUCAUCUACCCCAGCCACAAUAAAUAUUAACUUACAGACGGAGCAAGAUGAUUAUGUGGAGCACAAGGAUCUGCCGGCACAUUACAAAUAUAAUUAUACUGAAGAUAAGGAAAAACAUAUCCACAAUGAUGUUAUGGUGGAUAAAAGCAAGUGUACUAAUGAAAUCAAGCAGAACAAGAUCUCAAUAAGGCCUAGUGCAACAGUACCUGCUAGUGUAUAA
This is a messenger RNA of Miscanthus lutarioriparius, 387 nucleotides long. The record is from the annotation of a GenBank genome assembly. NCBI's taxonomy places the organism in Eukaryota, Viridiplantae, Streptophyta, Magnoliopsida, Poales, Poaceae.